UGUCCUCAAUUUACACUUGUGUCCUAGCCUUACUACCAUGGGGUGGAGUGCAGAGUGAAUCCUCUUAACCAGGUAAUCUGUCAACCCAUCUGCUGUUACAGUCACCCAGCCCACGUCCACUCUACACCAAUAUGUUACUUCUUAGAUAAACUCUGCAACCCAGCAAAAGAGAGGAUCAUGCUGCUCUCUCCGCAGGCAGAGAGGAACUGGGAGGGUAUCUGCGAGGUGCUCGAAGACGUGCUGGACGAUCAGUCUCACAAGCAGUUAUUUGCUUUAGAGAUCGGCUCCGGAACAGGACAGCAUGUCAUACGGUUUGCACAGAAGCUACCUUUCGUUACCUGGCAGCCAUCGGACAUCAAAGAGGAGUGCCGAGACAGCAUAAAGGCAUAUAUAGCUGCAACCCAUGUGAAAACUGUGCUGCAGCCAGUCCUGCUGGAUGCGAGUGAACCUUGGGACAAAUGGGCAGGUGUUUCCCGUAACACCUGUGAUGUUAUUGUCGCCGUUAACCUCCUGCAGUACAGCUCCUUCAAAACAGCACAGGGUGUAAUCAGUGGAGCAGGACAGAUCCUCAAACCAAAUGGCCUUUUGAUAACAUAUGGGGUCUAUGCCGUUAAUGGCGUCAUUACACCAAGCUGUAAUGAAGUUCUGGAUGAAGAACUGCGGAAACUGAAUCCAGAGUGGGGUCUUCCAGACCUUGAUGUCCUGAGACAGCAGGCCUACGGAAACGGGCUGCGUUUGGAGAGAAUGGUGAGAAAUAAUGUGCUAAAAACUCUCAAUGUAUUUACAGUACAAACACCAAGAUAUAUCUGGUAACAUUUUAUUUCACGGGGUGUGCAUAACGCUGACAUGACUCUGUCAUAAACAUGACGU
Messenger RNA from Poecilia latipinna (sailfin molly), 870 nucleotides. RefSeq names its product UPF0585 protein C16orf13 homolog B. The record is from RefSeq and is a predicted model, not a curated record. NCBI's taxonomy places the organism in Eukaryota, Metazoa, Chordata, Actinopteri, Cyprinodontiformes, Poeciliidae. Bases 178 to 813 code for a protein of 211 amino acids. The transcript has 6 exons.